Dermacentor andersoni is the source of this 6744-nucleotide messenger RNA. RefSeq names its product fatty acid synthase-like. Gene Ontology annotation, biological process: fatty acid biosynthetic process. Gene Ontology annotation, molecular function: oxidoreductase activity; phosphopantetheine binding; 3-oxoacyl-[acyl-carrier-protein] synthase activity. The record is from RefSeq and is a predicted model, not a curated record. Lineage: Eukaryota; Metazoa; Arthropoda; Arachnida; Ixodida; Ixodidae.
AUGGAAGACGAGGAUAUUGUGAUCACCGGUUUAUCGGCUCGCUUCCCGCAAGCUGACCACCUGGUCGAGUUCAAGGAGAAGCUGUAUGGGAAUGUAGACUUCAUCACGGAUGACGAGGCUCGUUGGCCUAGGGGUCUUCUGGGCUUGCCAGGAAGAACGGGCACAAUUCGAGACAUUUCGCGGUUCGACGCCCGCUUCUUUGGCGUGAACCACAAACAGGCACACCUGAUGGACCCACAGAUGCGGCUGCUGCUAGAGACCUCGUACGAGGCCAUCGUGGACGCCGGUUAUGACCCGGCGACGCUGCGGGGUCGCAACGUGGGAGUCUUCAUUGGCUGUGGCAACUGUGAUUCUCACGAAGCGUUCGGCAUUAACGCGGAUAAUAUUGAUGGCUAUGGCUUAGCCGGAAGCAACCGAGCCUUGUUGUCGAACCGCAUCUCUUACUCACUGGAUUUCAACGGCCCAAGCAUCACGAUUGAUACAGCCUGUUCAUCGACAUUGUCAGCCCUAAACCACGCCGUGCUGGCAAUGCGUUCCGGCCAGUGCGAGGCAGCCAUUGUAGGCGGAAGUAUGGUUUCGCUCACGCCUGCUACAGCGCUAGGCUUCCUCCGUUUCGGCAUGCUCUCACCGGACGGGAUGUGCAAGUCAUUCGACGCUCAUGCCGAUGGCUACACCCGAAGCGAAACUGUGGGCACCAUUUUUAUUCAACGAGCCAAGCAAGCUCGACGAAUCUACUCAAAAAUCAUCGGUGUCAAAGCCAACGCAGACGGCUUCACGAAAGAAGGUAUCUCCGUGCCAUCAGCCAAGGUACAAAAAAAACUUCUGCGUGAAGUAUACGCUGAAGCCAACGUGGAUCCGCGGCGAGUGCUGUAUAUUGAAGCUCAUGGUACGGGAACUACGGUGGGCGACCCUGCGGAACUUGCUGCCAUAAACGAUUUCUUCUGCGGGUCAGGACGAGAUACGCCGCUCAAGAUAGGAUCUGUGAAGAGCAAUGUCGGCCACGCCGAAGCCGCCUCUGGAAUUUGUUCUGUGGCUAAAGUUAUUUUGGCCAUGGAGACGGGCACUAUCGCUGCAAACCUGCACUUCACUGAGCCAAACCCCAAGAUUCCAUCGUUGUGUGACGGCAGCCUCGAAGUCGUUGAUAAGCCGACAGCCUUUCCAGGUGGCGUGGUUGGGGUCAACUCAUUUGGCUUUGGUGGCGCCAAUGCGCAUGUGAUUCUGGAAGCAAAACCGGGGCCACAUGUGGACGAUAUUCGGCGGGAAAAGCCGGAGCUGCCUAGACUUGUUCUUUUGGCUGGAAGAAGCAGGGAGUCGCUUGCGCGGGCGAUGGACUGCGUCGAGGCCGAAGGACCGUACCCGGACUCCGCGUACGCCCUCCUGAAUCUCGUAGGCCAGCCAGAUGUCGCUCAGGUUCCAUUUCGAGGCUACGUCUUGGUUCCCGAGGAUGGCUCCGAGAAAGAAGUAUUGAAGGUAGCCGAAGAUGCUCCUGCAAAAAAGCGGCCCCUGUGGUUUGUUUUCACUGGAAUGGGAUGCCAGUGGCAAAGCAUGGCGCGGGAGAUGAUGGACUUUGAUGUCUUUGCAUGCUCCAUCAAACGAUCGCACGAGGUCCUCAGACAGUUUGGCAUUGACCUCAUCGACUUGGUGACUUCACAGAGGGAGGAAGAGACCACGGCGGCCAUUUUUGCAUCGAUAGUUGCAGUUCAGGUGGCACUCGUGGAUUUGCUCUUCGCAGUAGGAGUUCGACCAGAUGGCCUAGUCGGCCAUUCUAUGGGUGAGAUAGGCUGUGCCUAUGCUGAUGGUUGCUUCACAGCUGAACAGGCCGUUCUUUGUGCGUACUGGCGGGGACGUUGCGUCGAUGUCGGCGAUCUGCCCAAAGGAGCCAUGGCAGCCGUGGGUCUAACGUGGGAGGAGGCGACGCGGCGCUGCCGAGAAGGCGUGGAGCCAGUCUGCCACAACUCAGAGGAUUCUGUUACCGUGUCUGGACCAGCCGACGCUGUUUCGGACUUCAUCGAAAAGCUUAGGGCUGAAGAUGUGUUUGCGCGAAUGGUGAUCAGCGUAAACGUGGCCUUCCACAGCAAACACGUGCGCGCCGUCGGACCUGCCCUUCUAGAGGCUCUGAAAAAGGUGAUUCCGGAACCAAAGCACCGCAGCGAGCGCUGGUUGAGCUCCUCAGUGCCACCGCACCGCUGGCAUGAACCGCUCGCUCAAACGUGCUCGGCGGAGUACCAGGUCAACAACUUCCUAUCGCCUGUGCUUUUCUCCGAAGCACUCCAGCAUGUGCCCCAGGACGCCAUCUUGGUAGAGGUAGCACCACACUGCCUCUUACAGGCUAUCUUGCAACGUGCCAUUGGGCCCGACGCCAGCUGCCUCGGCCUGAUGAAGCGCAAGGUUGACAACCAUGCGUACUUCCUAAAUUCAUUGGGAAAGUUGCACUUGCUAGGCGUGCAACUCGAUUUGUCACCGCUCUAUCCGCCUGUACCGCUGCCCGUACCACGUGGAACUCCGAGCAUCGGGCAUCUCGUCAGCUGGGACCACUCUGAAACAUGGAGCGUUGCCAAGUGGAAUGAUUUCGCCCCGUUUUCUCAGCUGUGCGAGGACGUUGUGGAAAUUGAAAUGGGAAACCAUGGACAAGAUGCGUACUUGGCCGGACAUAGAAUUCAAGGGCGUACUAUUUAUCCAGCCUCUGGGUACAUAGUAAUGGCUUGGAAGUCCUUUGCGAAGCGCAGUGGCAAGUCUUUUGACAAGGUUCCAGUGGUUCUAGAAGAUGUGACCUUUCAAAGAGCCGUCAUUUUGCCGAAAAGCGGUAGCGUCAAGUUCCUGGUCAACAUUAUGCGCACAACGGGAGAGUUUGAGAUCUCCGAAGGUGGAAAGUUGGCGGCAAGCGGCCGCAUUCGCGCGGCCAGUAAGAACGAGUUCGUAGCUGGUACGCAGCCGCCGACAACUCAAAGCAGCGACGUGGCCUACGACCUGGCCACCGACGACAUCUACAAGGAGUUCCGACUGCGAGGUUACGAAUACAGCGGUCUCUUCCAGGGCAUCCUCAAGGCUAACAUGAAGAAAGCCCGCGGAAAGCUUCAGUGGCACAGGAACUGGGUAACAUUUCUUGACACUAUGCUUCACAUCUGCCUCCUUCACAAGGCAAAGAGAAAUUGCGAACUACCCAUAAAGAUCCAGUCAUGCCGCAUUGACCCAAAUAUUCAUGCUGAAGUCGCUAAGGAAUGCCAGGAUGGCGGUAUGGAUGCUACCUAUGACCCCUACUACAAUAUUUAUCGUUCUGGAGGGAUUGAUUUGCUAGGACUGAAGACUAAUGUUGCUCCUCAACGCAUCGAAGAGCAGGCGCCUUUUCUGAAUGCGCAUAUAUUCGUGCCGUAUAUAGACAACGACGAUGCUCGACACAAAAGGGAAGCUUGCAUUCAAGAAUAUGUUGACCACUGCAAUUCCAUUGCUCAGAGCAUAAUAAAUGGUAGCAGAAUGGACCCUAAAAUAACCAGCAAAACCAGAAACAUUAAUCUGGUUCUUCAGCAGAUGCUGCCCCGCCACCUCGCAGACACUGGCGAGAACCACGGAUUAUUGCGUGCUCUCGCCGCCGUUCAGAAAGAGGUCAAUACUUCGACAACUUCACUUGAACUCAUUAUCCAGUCUGCGGUGGCUACAUACGAGGGACAGCUGGAACGUGACAUCCUCAUAACAAGCCUUCUUGAAGAGAACCCUCUUAGGCACCUUCUUGAUGUGGUGGUUGAAAAUACCAGUGUGAAGGAGAUCCGCAUUGUCGAGGUAGCGGCUGGAGUAGGUCAUUGCCUCUUGGCUCCUCGUGUGUCAUCACUGAUGCAUAUUAGCAAUUCAUUGCUGAAGAUUGACUAUACGAUUGCUUACCGAUCUUCCGAAUGUGUGAGACCGAAGGAAAUCCCCGAAGGAACCAGGAUAGUCAUAAUAGAUCCUUUCUCUGACGCAAAUAUUAGACUGCCUGAAGCUGACUUGAUUGUGAGCUGCCUGCCCACUUGGAGUUUGUGCGGAGUCAAAACACUGGCGCAAAACCUCUCAAUGCAGUGCAAAAACCAAGAAUUUGUCCUUCUCGUCACGCGCACCAGCAUUACUGAGGCUGAACGUUUGCUGGCGUCGUGUGGAAAAGUUCAGCUGACCGCGCACAUGACCGAAAACGUGCAAUCAUUGUUCAGCCAGAAUGGGUUUUGUGUGGUAGGACUCAAGUCCAAUAACGCUGCUACAUUGCUCUUGCUAAGAAAAAAGGCAAUGGUUGAACUAGCGAACAUAGAGGCUAUAACGACUAGCAAUACUAAGUUUGACUGGGUCCAACUGCUGUCGUCGAAAGCCUUGGAGAUCGAGUGCAAGCCUGCCGGACAUAAUCUAUGGCUUCUUGGCGAAGACCGCGGUAUCAGUGGCGUGGUGGGCCUGACGAACUGUGUCCGUCUCGAAACUGGUGGAAAACGCAUCAGGUGCCUGUUUGACGCAAGCUUGAGCGAGUCACAAUAUGCUGAAUUCCGCCUCAACAACCUACCCGAUCUUGAUAUCUUGGAGAAAGACCUGGCCAUGAACGUCUACCGAGACGGACAAUGGGGAUCCUUUAGAUAUAGCGACGCAAUCGCUGAAGGCGCUGCGAAGGCUACCACGGAGUUUGCCUACCUCAGCAUACAGACCCGUGGUGAUUUAUCAAGCCUACAGUGGUACGUAUCUCCACUGGGCUACACUUCGCCCUCCUGCUCCGUCGACGAGGUGUUGUGCAGCGUCUACUACGCUCCUCUGAAUUUUCGUGACGUCAUGCUCGCGACGGGGAGACUCUCACCGGAUGCAGUGCCUGGCGCUCUCGACAGCCCCGACUGUCUCAUGGGUAUGGAGUUCUCGGGCCGUGACCCGCAAGGACGUCGAGUUAUGGGCUUGGUACCCAACCGGGGCAUUGGGACUGUCGUGGCCGUGAACCCUGCUUUCCUGUUGGAGGUUCCCGAAGCAUGGAGCCUCAAGGAGGCAGCCACCGUUCCGGUAGCGUACUCUACUGCGUACUACGCCCUGCUGGUGCGUGGGAACAUGCAACCAGGACAGUCGCUUCUUGUUCACUCGGGCAGCGGAAGCGUUGGUCAAGCUAUUAUCUCCAUUGCGUUAUCCAUGGGAUGCACCGUCUUCACUACAGUAGGUUCUCAGGAAAAGCGACAAUUUCUCAUGCGUCGCUAUCCACAGCUCGAAUAUAGGAACAUCGCGAACUCACGUGAUCUCUCCUUCGAAGAGCACGUUCUACGAGAAACUAAAGGAAGAGGUGUCGACCUCGUGAUCAACUCCCUGGCUGAGGAAAAACUCCAGGCCAGUGUGCGUUGCCUGGCGAUAAACGGCCGCUUCCUCGAAAUCGGCAAGUUCGAUUUGUCCAAGGACUCGCCAUUGGGGAUGUCUGUGUUUUUGAAAGGCGUCACAUUCCACGGAAUCCUGCUGGAGCUUCUACUUGGAGACGACGCUUUCGCUGUGGCAGAAUUGCGUCGUGUCAUGGAACUACUACGCAGCGGUAUUGCCUCGGGCACCGUGCAACCACUUGACGUCAUCCAGUACCCGAUUGACCAAGCUGAAGAAGCAUUCCGCUUCAUGGCUUCUGGGAAACAUAUGGGCAAAAUUGUACUCGAGAUCCGUGAAGAGGAAACCUCUCGGAAGAGGUUGCCACCAUCUGCACUCACCGUAGAGGCCACGGCCCGCAGCUGGUUCUACAUGCACAAGUCGUAUAUAAUUGUCGGAGGGUUGGGAGGCUUUGGCUUGGAACUUGCCGAGUGGAUGGUGAACCGUGGAUGUCGAAAGUUGAUUCUUACCACGCGAUCCGGAGUGCGCACAGGAUAUCAGCGGAUUUGCCUGCAUAGGUGGGAACAGGCUGGAGUGAAUGUCCUUGUGAGUAAGGCAGAUGCGUCUGCAAAAGAUGGCGCACGAAAAAUUAUCCUGGAAGCUGCAACCAUGGGACCCGUGGGAGGUAUCUUCAACGUUGCUGUAGUGCUUCGCGAUGGACUUCUUGACAAGCAGACAGCCGAAACCUUCGAAGCCGUUUUCAAAAUCAAGAUUAAUGGCACUCAGAACAUGGAUGAGCUCUCUCGUAAUUUGUGCCCGGAGCUAGAUCACUUUGUUGUGUUUUCAUCCCUUACCUCUGGGCGCGGUAACAUUGGGCAAACUAACUACGGCUACGCCAACUCCGCAAUGGACCGCAUCUGCGAACGCCGGUCUGCCCACGGACUUCCUGGUUUGGCAAUCCAAUGGGGUGCCAUCGCUGAUGUCGGAGUGUUCCACGAGAAAAUGGGUGAUGACGCAUUCAUCAGCGGUACGGUGCCACAGCGAAUCACCUCAUGCAUGACUGUGAUGGACCAAUUUUUGAACCAGAGCCAUCCCGUGGUUAGCAGCUGCGUAAAGGCUGAUGAAUUCAACGAAGCGAUUGGGAACAAUAUGCACGACAUCGUCGAUUCUGUCCUGCGCAUCAUUGGUGGCAAGAAUGCAUCAACUCUUAACGCAGAUAUUGCUUUAGGAGAGAUGGGCAUGGACUCCCUUACGGCCGUCGAGGUGAAGCAAACAAUCGAACGAGACUGCGGGAUAUCAAUGUCAAUGCAAGAGGUCAGGCAACUUAGCAUCAACCAGCUUCGCCAGAUCAGCGAGGACGGCAGAGCGAAGGGGCAUAUGUGAAAGGAUAUGCGGUAGCAUUGGAAUCACUUUCUACUAGGGGCAUAGAAUUUCACAAUAUGCGCACUCACCUUUAUUAAACAUGGUUGCUUAUAU